UGACCAGUUAGGUCUGUGGCAGGGCUGGUAACAGGACAGUGCUGAAUGGUGAGAUGCCCACGGCUCUUCUAACCUCUGUUUUUCUGACUUCUCUUUCAGCCUCACCUCUGACGCACCAAGAUGUCCUGCUACGAUCUGUGCCCACCAAGGAGCAGCUCUGAGCUGUGCCCACCCAGAACCAGCGUGGCUGUUCCCCAGCCCAUCGCUGAGAGCUGCAACGAGCUGUGCGCCCGCCAGUGCCCCGACUCAACGGCCCUGAUCCAGCCACCACCAGUGGUGGUCACCUUCCCCGGGCCCAUCCUCAGCUCCUUCCCCCAGCAAGCCCAAGCCGUGGUGGGCUCCUCCGGAGCCCCGGCCUUUGGCGGCUCCCUGGGGCUGGGCGGCCUCUACGGCGCCGGCGCCACCCAGGCCUCGGGAGGCCUCUGCACCUUUGGCAGAGCCUGCGCUGCCCCAGCCUACAGCCCCUGCGCCUUGCCCCGCUACAGCAAGAAGUUCUGGGACACCUGCGGGCCCUGCUAGAGCCACCACAGCCCGCCAUGGAGAAGUUGAGCUCGGCUCAAGCUGUCCUGGCCUGCUGCAGCCUGUGACAUCCGGC
Ficedula albicollis (Collared flycatcher) is the source of this 595-nucleotide messenger RNA. RefSeq names its product scale keratin-like. The transcript has 2 exons. Bases 121 to 519 code for a protein of 132 amino acids. NCBI's taxonomy places the organism in Eukaryota, Metazoa, Chordata, Aves, Passeriformes, Muscicapidae. Gene Ontology annotation, molecular function: structural constituent of cytoskeleton. The record is from RefSeq and is a predicted model, not a curated record. Gene Ontology annotation, cellular component: intermediate filament.